Messenger RNA from Trichomycterus rosablanca, 1875 nucleotides. RefSeq names its product bucky ball (gene buc). The coding region runs from base 1 to 1875 and encodes 624 amino acids. The transcript is spliced from 7 exons. NCBI's taxonomy places the organism in Eukaryota, Metazoa, Chordata, Actinopteri, Siluriformes, Trichomycteridae. The record is from RefSeq and is a predicted model, not a curated record.
AUGGAAGUUUUAGAAGUUAAUCCUUCACAGUCUGAUGUCGAGCAACCUCACCCCCCUGUUAACCACAGCAGACCGUUUUUCUACGUUCAACCACCGUCUCAACCUUAUUUCAUGUAUCAGUGGCCUAUGGAUCCAUUUGGACAAUAUGGCUUUCCAGGGUCUGCUUUUCCUUUUGGACGCCCUUACAUGCCUCCAUAUCAAUAUAUGCAGUACCCUGGUUAUGUGGUCCCGCAUGCGCCCAUGCAGCCGACCGACUACAGAAGAAUGUCCCCCUUCUUACCUUCUGUUGCCUCUUAUGACCUGCGAUUUCGUCAACACUUCCAGCAGAUGAGUAUGCAUCGGGAAACUAUGUCUGCUGAAGCCCAGACGGAGUCUAGAGAUUCUGUUAGCAAGGUGAUGGACUGCCUGAAUGGUCUCCAAGUCUGUGAAAAGUCUGUGGAGCCAAAUAUGGUUUCAUCAACCCCUGCGGUAACUCCAUACACACAUGAAGUUGAAAAACUAAAUUCGGAGCCUCUUAUACAAUUUGAUAAGGUAGGAGAGGGUGCAGCAAUGCCAACAACACUUAGUGACUCUGCGAUGUACGAUGAGUCAAGCCAAGGCCGACUAGAAGAGUGUGUGCUGUCUGAUGUCCUGCCUCUUGAUAGCUCCUCCAUCCAUGAGGAAAGCCAGGACCAAGAUGACCCAAGAAAUGCAAAGAUGACAAGCUUACAUGGUAAAAUAAAUGGUUCAGAUCACAUUGACAACAGAAACAUAACUUCAGAUUUAGCAGCGAUCCACGACUCAGGAGCUCACGUUUCUGAAAUCAGUGAGAAAUCUGAUCUAUGUGAGACGACCUCAGUACAAAGUGAGGGGGUCAAGAAUUUGCCUCCAGUGUCUGUGGAUGUGGUCCAACCUCUGAUGCCAACAACCACAGACUAUGACCUGCCGUAUCAAAUUCUUCACCUGCCUUGCGACAAGGCCACCUCAGGUCUGUUACUUCAUAAGGAGGUCAAUCCCAUGGCAUAUAUGAAUACUGCAUCCACCCUUUUACCUACUAAACGAUAUUCAUUUGGCGGUGCAUACCACUACAGCUACUACCCUCAGGUGGCCCCAGAGCGGCAGAGUGUCCUCAGUCCUUCCUUGGAUGAGCUAUCUUCCAGGGAUGAGAUGUUCUCCACUGAUGUGGAGGAUGACCCAACGUCUGCGCAAGUCUAUGUCGAUGGUGACAAACUGUCAGAAACCAGUGGUGUUCCCAUCCGCUCUGAUAAAGAUCACAAUGAUGCCUGCCCUGUCUGUGCUAAUACUUGUGCCUGCUGUGGAGCAAGCCUUCCAGAUGAGGAUGAGGCCCAGGAACCUUCUGAUCAAGACUAUGGGUGUGAGUUGGACGUGGGAGAUUUGUUAAUUGCCGGUGAAGCUCAGAGAUCAGGGUUGAGGCAGCAUUUCUCCAGGCCGCCUUGUGGUCAGCAGGUUGCCAGACACAAAGAUCGGAAGGUGCAGGAAGAAGAAAUGACUGAGCAAGACCAAGGGCAUGGUAGAAGAGAGUGUGGUGUGCAGCCCUAUGCUGCUACUAAAGAAGAAAGGGUCAAGGGCAAGGGUCCUAAAUGUUCCCAGACAAGAGCAUACACUGAACAUUAUCAGAGAGAAGGUCCAGGACAGUUAUUGGACCAGGAAACUUGGACAAGCUCCAAGGGCAAUCAGAGAUCAAGGUCCUCUAGGCCAGUUAAUGGGCUUCAAGAAAAAGGCAGGGACGGAAGACCUCCACGACGGCGGCCUUCUUGCAAAACGUUUGCUCAGCAGAGGCCCAGAAGAAAUGAAUACGAUGACCAUGACGACACUGAAUAUUCCUUUAGCCAAAGGGGCAGAGGAUCAUUAAAAAGAAGAGGCACAAGAUACUAA